AUGACUGGAGAAGGAGAAUGGAUGAGACUGGAGAAUUCAGGAGGUUUGACUUUACCUCCAGAUGAAAUCAUAUCAAGUCAUACCAUCAACUCAGGGAUUGUCCCGAUAGAAUGUUACGAACACUGUCAGAAAGAACCGGCAUGUGUUGGGUUCAACUACAGAGAAAAGAUCAACAUUGUGAACUGCCAACUGACCAACAUCACAGGAAAGACAGAUCACGUCAUAAUGGACGGAGAUGGAGAAUGGAUACUAAUGAACGACGAAAAAGCAGCAAAGAUUGAGGAAGAAAAGAAAAAAAGUGACACUUUGAAUUUAGCUAGCAGUUGUGCCCAUCUGUAUCACCAAGGAAUAAGACAAGAUGGUGUUUAUACUAUCAAUCCUGAUGGUCUGGGUUCGUUUGAAGUCAGAUGUGAUAUGAAUAUAAGCAAAGCCGGAGGUGGCUGGACCGUGUUUCAAAGAAGACAAGGUGGAAGUCAAGAUUUCUAUCGUGGAUGGUCGGACUAUAAAGCUGGGUUUGGUGAUCUUAACGGCGAGUUCUGGUUGGGCCUGGAUAAAAUACAUCGUUUGUCCAAAUCUGGUCAAAAUGUUCUAAGAGUUGAUUUGAUGGAUUUCAAUGGCGCUGAACGUCAUGCUAAAUAUGGAACGUUUAGUGUGGCUGAUGAAUCAGACAAAUACAGAUUAAAUAUUGGAAAUUAUUCAGGUGACGCGGGUAAUUCCCUCGGUUCUCACAAUCAAAUGCAGUUCACUUCCAAGGAUAGCGACAAUGAUGAAAGUAUUCGCAAUUGUGCUAUUACGUGGCGAGGAGCUUGGUGGUACAAAAAAUGCCAUUCAUCCAACCUCAACGGCCUGUACCUUGGUGCAGGUCAAAUUAAUGCCACCGGAAUAAGCUGGUACCAUUGGAAAAAGUCCCAUUAUUCAAUGAAAAAGACGGAGAUGAAAAUCCGUCCAUAUCAGUUUUGA
This is a messenger RNA of Dendronephthya gigantea, 960 nucleotides long. RefSeq names its product ficolin-1-like. The coding region runs from base 1 to 960 and encodes 319 amino acids. Lineage: Eukaryota; Metazoa; Cnidaria; Anthozoa; Malacalcyonacea; Nephtheidae. The record is from RefSeq and is a predicted model, not a curated record. The transcript has 5 exons.